Opisthorchis viverrini is the source of this 1613-nucleotide messenger RNA. RefSeq lists its product as hypothetical. Lineage: Eukaryota; Metazoa; Platyhelminthes; Trematoda; Opisthorchiida; Opisthorchiidae. The record is from RefSeq and is a predicted model, not a curated record. The transcript has 3 exons. The coding region runs from base 76 to 1077 and encodes 333 amino acids.
CCACGGAGCUCGAGUUGGUUCGAUCUUUUGAAACGGAAUUUCUGUCCGUUCGCUCUCGUUUCUUCACGCUAAACAAUGAAUUGCACGGUUGAUGGUAUUACCGAAGAGGUGUAUCGGCUUGUUUCGAAGCUGCAAAAACGUGAAUCGGGUUUAGAUGCUUUACGAGACUCGAUCCUGGAAAUUCAGGCGCCGUUUGCGGGCCAGCAUCGAUGUCAAGAGGACUCGCUGACGUUUGAGGAACUAUCCAAACGCGUUGAAAAUCACCCCAGGGGCUGGCUGAUUUUGUGUUUGGCCGCUGAAAACAAGGAAUUAGAACAACUUCAGGUGGAAAACAGGACAUUGCUUGACUCGCUGGAUAAACAUCAGUCCGCGCUGGAUUUGAUCAUGAAAAAGUAUCGGUUGCAAGUAUCGCAGCUGAUGCAAACAAACCGAAUGGAAAAGUUAAUUAGCACCAAUGGAUCUCGUUUGGAGAAUGUUGCAAAAGGUUCAACAGGCACUUUUCAUUUGAGGUCAGAUGAUAUGUUUUCAGAUGAAAGAGUGGUCCGAGCUGAACCUGUCAUUAACAGAAGUCACAAAGAUGACGAAGGACCCAGCACUACCGAACCAACUACCGCCAUGCUAAGUGCGCGUGUAUCUACUCUCGCCUCCAUUGCUCGGGACGUUUGCAAUAGCGGUGAUUUGUACACUAUUCAGUUGGAGGCCGAGUUACAUCGUCUACGGUCGGAGAAUGCUGGGCUACGUGAACUGCUCACGAUCUCUUCGGACUUCGCCGUGGAUCCGACUGAUUUUAUUAAGAGCGCGUCUUCGGCGGACCGCGCCGUCCCCGGUUCUUCAUCGGCGCAACCUUCGCUUCGAGUUGAUUUGUCUGUCUUAUCACCUAAUCAGAACUCAUCUAACGUUGGUUUACACCAUCCCUCAAAACUAACGAAUUUGGUUCGUGCCUUGGAUGACUUUAUUCCUUAUAACACUUCUCAGCGCGGGCGUUCUCCAAGUGACCUUUCCUCCGGUCGCAGCGAAGACGAUAAUGAUUAUGAUGAUGAUGUUACUGUGGCGGAUGGCAGCGAGAGUUCUGAUUAGCUUUUUGCGGAGUCGAUUCACACCCCUCAAGAUCUAGAAUGGCUUUGAACUGAUGCCUCUGUUCCUUAGCCUCCGUAUUUCCAUUUUGGCCGACCACUGACGUCGAUCAUACACACCACUCCCUUGCCUCUUAUGUGAGGGGCUUUUUAGAGUUAUGUGCAUAUCUGCACGUGUCUGACAGUUGCGUCACGCGCAGCAGAACGUUUGAUGGUAUUGUCCUCCGUAAUAAUACAUCGGCGGAGGAGUCUCACUUCUGUUAUUCCCGAUUGGGUCAAUUUUCGCGACCUCUUUGCCUGCACACGCGGUUGACAGUCUUUCACCUUGUUAGCGAACCAUUCACCAGGACUCCCAGUGAAAUCUCUUGGCUUUUAUGUUUCCCAAUUCUCAGGCACCAUAUCGCCUUGAUUGCUCACAUUUUCUUGUGGAAUUCGCAUCAUUCAGAGCUUCUUCCCUGUAACCGAAUUUCAUGUCGAAACGAAGUCUAAAUAUUUCGGUAAGAUAAUGAAAUACAUUUAAAACACCCAACGACCUCAAAA